AUGGAACUGUUUGGAAAGACGAUUAAAGAUGUUAGUCUUGAAGUGACAUUAUCGAAACUAAUAGAACAGUUCAAAGGUGUUCAGCAUGAAAAAGUCUCAUGCGAUGGUUGCAAAAUGGAAUCGAUUGUUGGUAUUCGGUUCAAGUGUGAUACAUGUUCCAGUUAUGAUUUGUGUUUGAAAUGUAAGAGAGAAAAAGUAGAGACCAAUCAACAUAAAUCGAAUCAUCCACUAAUUGUCAUUGGCACAAAUCAUCUUCAGGAAAUUAACUUCAGCGAUAUUCAAUUCGGAGUUAAACUUGGACAAGGUGGUUUCGGCGCUGUUUAUAAAGCCAAAUGGAUUUCGAGAAAUCGCUAUGUGGCUUGUAAACGCUUUUCUAUAAUGCCGACUCAAAUGCAUCUGUUUGAAAGUUUCCAACGAGAACUCGCAGCUUACAACGAAUUGUCAGGUGCUUACAUUCUCAAAUUGUAUGGGUAUGCAUUGAAUAAGCCAAAGUCAGGAACGGAUGCGCUUCAGUGUGCUUUGAUUAUGGAGUAUAUGAGUAGUGGAAGUUUGGCUACUGUUAUUCGACAAAAUGAGAAGCUAUCACUAAGCUGUAAGCUCGAUAUGGCUUGGCAUAUAGCAAGUGGGAUGCGAAAGUUACAUGAUCGAAAAAUGAUUCAUCGUGACAUAAGACCUGACAAUAUUCUUAUCAACAAGUACUAUACGGCUAAAAUCGGUGAUAUGGGAAUUGCCCGUGGUUUACAAAGCCCGGGACAAUUUAUGACAGUUGUGGGCUGUCAACCUUAUAUGCCACCAGAAUUCUACACUGAGAGCUACGAUCAGUCGCUUGACGUAUUCACUUUCGGACUGACAAUCUACUACCUGUUCACGGAGAAAAAUCAUUCGUUCCAUGAACCGUCAAGAAAAGUUAUUUUGAACGAAAAAUGUCCUGUUUUCGACGAAUUAAUUCGUAGUUGUGUUCAUAAUGAUCAAAAACAGCGGCCGUCAGCCCUAGAAUUGGAGACUACGUUCAUAACGUACAAGCGUGUUUUCGAGAAACACAUUAGAGUUCAUCAUCCGAAAUAUGAUCGAGAGUCAGUAGAAGUUAUGAAUCAUAUUUUUCAACAGUUUUAUGAUUCUUUCCAUCCAAAGGCGAGUGCAGCACUUAAAGAGAAAUUUCCUAAAUUUUCUUCACACGCUCCGAUCGCUAUUGAUCCAGAUAAUAUUAAACAAUUAUUGCUCAUGCUUCUACAAGCAGGAACACAAGAAGAAUAG
Messenger RNA from Didymodactylos carnosus, 1254 nucleotides. The record is from the annotation of a GenBank genome assembly. Lineage: Eukaryota; Metazoa; Rotifera; Eurotatoria; Philodinida; Philodinidae.